AUGGCGCAGAAAACUCUGAUCUACUCCUUCGUCUCCCGCGGGACUGUGGUUCUCACCGAGUACACCGAAUUCAGCGGCAAUUUCAACUCCAUAGCCUUCCAGUGCCUCCAGAAACUCCCCGCUACCAACAACAAGUUCACCUACAACUGCGACGGCCACACUUUCAACUAUCUCGUCGAUAAUGGCUACACGUACUGUGUCGUUGCCGAUGAAUCAGCUGGAAGGCAGGUCCCCAUGGCUUUUCUGGAGCGUAUCAAGGAAGAUUUCAUGUCCAAAUAUGGUGGCGGGAAGGCUUCAACUGCUGCUGCCAAUAGCCUGAACAAGGAAUUUGGGCCGAAACUGAAAGAGCAUAUGCAGUACUGUGUGGAUCAUCCUGAAGAGAUAAGCAAGCUUGCAAAGGUUAAAGCUCAGGUUUCAGAAGUGAAAGGAGUUAUGAUGGAGAACAUUGAAAAGGUCUUGGACAGGGGAGAAAAGAUAGAACUUCUGGUGGACAAAACUGAGAAUCUCCAUCAGCAGGCUCAAGACUUCCGAUCAACUGGAACGAAAAUCAGGAGAAAGAUGUGGCUGCAGAAUAUGAAGAUCAAGCUCAUUGUUCUGGGUAUCCUCGUCGCAUUGAUCCUCAUCAUCGUACUCUCAGUCUGCAGAGGUUUCAAAUGUGGGGAAAAAUAA
Messenger RNA from Linum trigynum, 669 nucleotides. The record is from the annotation of a GenBank genome assembly. Lineage: Eukaryota; Viridiplantae; Streptophyta; Magnoliopsida; Malpighiales; Linaceae.